AUGACCACCAUCCACUCAGUCACCGAUCCCCCAGAAUCCCAAGAACGCUCCACUGACACCGCUGAGAGCUUCCCCGACGGCGGCUACCGGUCAUGGCUCGUCGUCAUGGGAUCAUUCCUGCUACUCAUGUCCUCCUACGGACUGAUGAACUCAGUCGGAGUGUUGCAGUCCUACCUCGAGAGCCACCAGCUCUCGGACUACUCCAGCCAAAACGUCGGCUGGAUCUCAGGCCUAUUCGUGUUCAUGUCCCUCGGUCUGGGCGUGUUGGUCGGACCCAUGUUCGACACAUACGGGCCCCGAGAGCUAGUAAUGUCCGGAUCCGUCUUCUACGCAGCCAGUCUCUUUCUCACCGCAGAAUGUACGCUCUACUGGCACUUCAUCCUCUGUUUCGGAAUCAUGGCCGGUAUAGGCGGCGCCCUGACCAGCACAGUGGGCAUGUCGUGUGUGCCGCACUGGUUCCAGGCGCGCGCCGGCAUGGCGCUCGGCACGGCGAUGGCCGGGGCAGGGCUGGGGGGUGUCAUCUUCCCGUUUAUCCUGAAGGGAGCGUUCGCCAGUCUGGGAUUUAAGUGGGGGAUGCGCAUCUUGGCGUUUGUGGUUCUGAUUUUGUCCGGGUUGGGCUCGUUCUUGGUUAAGUCGCGGCUGCCAAAGGGGCAGCUCAAGGCGGCUAUUGAUAUUCGUUGUUUUCGGGAUUCGCGCUUUACGUGGUUGAGUGCGGCGAUCUUCACACUGGAGCUGGAAGUGUUUGCCCUGAUCGGUCUAUACCCAACAUACGUAGCCAAGCAGGGGUUCAGCACCAGCGCCGGCGUGUACACCCUAGUCGUGUUGAACGUAUGCUCCUGCAUCGGCAGACUUCUCGCAGGCCGCAUCGCCGACCGCUACGGCCGGCUAAACGUGCUCAUCAUCCUAAUCUCAGCAGCAGUGAUCACCAUCUUCGUCAUCCUGUACCCCUUCAGCCACCACCUCCCAGCACUGUAUCUCUUCAGCGCGCUGUACGGACUCUUCUCGGGGUCGUUCAUCAGUCUGGCGCCUGUUUGUAUCCGCCAGGUGUCGCACGCCAAGGAGAUUGGGAUGCGAUUUGGGACGUGCUACUGUCUUGUUAGUUUUGCCACGUUAAUCUGUAUUCCUAUCGGUGGCGAGGUGCUUGAAAAGGUUGGCUCAAGGAUUGUGGUAGUGUGGUUGGGGUGUAUGCUGCUGCUGUCGACGCUGCUAUUUUUGACGGCGCGGUGGGCUUGUCUGGACUAUAAGUGGCAUUGGCGUAUCAAGAUUUGA
Molecule: messenger RNA, 1269 nt
Organism: Aspergillus campestris IBT 28561
Lineage: Eukaryota; Fungi; Ascomycota; Eurotiomycetes; Eurotiales; Aspergillaceae
Product: MCT family MFS transporter
Exons: 4
Coding region: 1-1269 (422 amino acids)
Biological process (GO): transmembrane transport
Cellular component (GO): fungal-type vacuole membrane
Molecular function (GO): transmembrane transporter activity
Source: RefSeq, a predicted model, not a curated record